GCUUCCAUUUGCGGUGCCGAUGUGUGCGUGUGCAUUUCAUGUGUGUGCGCACUGGUUGUACUCUUCUCGACAAUAGUCAGUGUGCUGUGCUGUCUUCUUCUAUUUCCUUCGUAUUGUUCGCGUCACCGCCGCGAAAGCAAAAUGCAAAUGUCGCUGCCGAGUUACAAGAGAAACUCGAUUCACACACAAGACUCACCACACAAAAUAGAAAACAGCUUCGAAAAUUCUUUUAAUUUGUUCUCUUUUAUUUUGUAAUUUAUUAUUUAAAGCAGACAGUGUGAGAAAAUGAGAAAAAUCCAAUAAAUUAAGUACGGUAAUGUUUGUGAACAGUGCGCGUUACGAUAAAAUUUUGUGAAGCGAAUGAAGCAGCAGUAGCAGCAAGUAAAAAAAAAAACGAAGAGUGAAACGAAAAAUAGAUUUUGUGUGAACACACCAAAUGGAUGGUUCGGAAUUUUGAAACGACAAAUAAAUUUUUUUCUACAACUCGCUGCAAAAGAAACAAAGUGUUUGCGUGUGAUCGAAAGGAAAAAUGAUAAAAAAAAAUUCUUAAAAAGAUGAAUUUACCGUCAGUGAAAAAGAAAUUGCAUCGAAUAUGAAGUGACCAAACCAAUUCAUGGAAAUCCGAAAUUUGAAUCAAAUUUUUGGGUGUUGGCAUACGAAUUUUUUUGUGAAUUCUAAGCAGCACGAUAACCAUCGAAUCAUGUGCUUGAUGUUAUAAAAUUGAAGAGAAUGAAGGAAAAAAAAUUGUUGAAAUAAAAAAGAAUUAGUGAGGCAAAAGUGUGUGUUUUCAAAACGAAACGCAUGAGAGAAAGAGAGAAAAUAGAUGGAGAAAUGUCAGUUGUGUAAUCAAAGUAAAUGAAAAAUUGUGCGGCUGGUAACGAAUCCAAAUGAGACUUGGAAAGACAAUACCGUAGGACAAAAAAGCGGAAAAUUUCAAAUCGAAAAAAGAAAGAAAUCAAAAAUAAAUUUGUUCGAAUAAAAUAAAAUAAAAAUUGACGUGAAAAUCGAUGUGGACGAUUUCAUUUAGAUUGAUUUCGGUGAGACGUGUUUCGUGAGACAUACGCGCGCGCUUCGGAUGGUGCGUGUCGUGUGUGUGUGUGUUUUGUUUGUUAUAUAUUUAUGUGUUUAUAUGCAUCAAACGAAUGUGCUUGUGUACAAAAGAAGAAAACCGAAAACAACAACCACCACGAAGAAUUGAACAGGCUCGCAUACAUGAGCAACGCCGAAUAGAACGGUUAAUAGUGUGUUUUUUUUUCGUGUUGUUGAGAACUAAAAUAUGGCGCAACAACAAAAUGACAGCCUAAAUCAAAUGCCGACUAGUGAAAAUAGCUAUAUGAACGAUGUAACGGGCAAGAAUUUCCCACAAAACGGUAAUAAUUUGGAUGUAACAAAAAAUGUGUCAAAUAUGAAUGAACCACAGAAAGGCAAACCAUCUGGGCCGAAUGGGAAUAGUGCAGCAGCUGGUCCAGUUGGAAUGCCCCCAACGCAUAAUGAUGCGAGCGGCAUGCACUUAGGUCCAUACGGACAUCCAAUGCAACAUCAUCAUAUGCCACCCGAAAUUGAUCAGCAGCAGCAACCAAUUGAGCAUAUGUAUAAUCCACAAGCGCCACCAUACGGUCGCUACCACGAUCCAAAUAUGCCCCCAAUGGAUAUGUACGGAAGACAAUACCAUCCUGGCGGGCUUGAAAUGAAAAUGCCACCAAAUCGACCACCACCACAAAGAUAUCCGCAACAGCAGCCACAAACAUCGGCUUCGAAUCAGCAGCAGCAACAAUCUUAUUCGGCUCACCCAACUCAUGCACCACAUACGGGUGAGCAAGCAGCACAAGAACAAACACAGCAGCCACCAAACCCGAUUGGACAAACGCCGACACUAAACUCCCUAUUGCAAUCGCAUCAGACGGGUGGCCCACCGCAGCCACACCAUCAUCGAUACCCAAACAGCUACGAACAACAAACGAGUCAGCAGCCAGCCUAUGGUGCCCAAACAUGGAAUCCAUCGGCUGCUCCUCAACAGCGUCCUUACAGUCCUCAAAUGGGCCAACAAGCUUACCGACCACCACCUCCAAAUGCGAAUGCGGCACGAAUUCACCCAUCAAUGAGUUCAUAUCCACCACCGCCUCCGCAACAGAAUCAAUCUGGCCAGUUGGGACCAGCAGGUGCAAUGCAAUAUUCACCCUAUCCACAACGGUAUCCGACACCCCCAGGCAGCGUAGCCACCGGAACGAAUCAUCGGCCCGCUUAUCCGGCAUCACAUCAGUAUCCGACAGAUCAAUCGAGACCUUGGCCACCGCCGACGGGGCCAACGGCUCAAACGACACACGGACAUGCACCUCAUCAACAUCCACCUUCACCACAGCAUCAUGUAACCGCUCAAAGUCCAGUGCAUGCUCCAAGUCCUUCGCCUCAACCACCACAACCAUCUAAUUCGCCGCAUCAGGAAAUUUGCCAGAACAGCAAUGACAGUAAUGCACCUGGGGCAACGACAAAUACACCAAAUUCAAUGACGAUGCGACCAACGCCGUCACCAACUGGAAGCUCAGGAUCGAGGUCAAUGUCACCAGCCGUACCUCCACAAAAUCACCGACCACCUUAUCAACAACAUCCAGGUGAACAACAACAACAGCAGCAACAACAACAACAACAGCAACCCAUCGAUCCGGCUGCACAGCAACAACGAUCUCCGAUGAUACCGAAUACACAAUCGGCCAGCGAUUUCUACGAGAAAAGAAAUCUGCAAGGAAAUUAUCCAACACCUCCUUCACCGCAUAAGUAUCCGCCACCACCACAAGCAACCGGUCCGAAUGCGAUGCCACCUCAAGGAAUGCCACCAUAUGGAAGUCAAUCGCAGCAGUUUCCACAAGGCAACUAUCCUGCACGACCACAAUAUCCCUCAAAUUAUGUACAAGUUAAUGGUCCAGCUAACGCACCUCAUGUUCCAAAUCAAAAUCAAUACGGCAGACCCAUGCCUAAUCAAACACAAUUCCCACAAGGAAACUAUCCGACGCCUCCAUCUCCUCAUAUGCAUGGUGCUUACAAAGGUGGUGCAGUGAACGGACCUGCGCCAAAUGCAGCACCAGGUGGCUCACCACGUCCAUUGAACCAUUUGAAGCAACAUUUGCUACACAAAAGUGGAUACGGUAAUCAAAGCCCAACAUCGCCGCAAAGCUUUGGUAAUGGGCCGGGAAUGCAUCAGCCAAUGGGUCCCCCACAAAUGCAAGCGCCGACACGAAUGCAGGCACCUGGAAGUAUGGGACCACCAUUUUCACCGCAUCAUAAUUCACAAGCAGGAAAUACUCAUCAAGGCGGUAUGAUCCCGCUUCCCGAAUCACAAGAUAAUGGCAUUUCGUCCGGUUCAUCGGCAUCAUCUCAGCAUCCUGUAACGUCUAUCAUUACAACUGGACCGGAUGGAACAACGAUCGAUGAGGCUAGUCAACAGAGUACUAUUUCCAAUGUCUCAGCAGCAUCAGAUCCAUCAGAUCCGCAAUGCUCGACACCAAAACGAAAAUCGGAAUACAAUCAAAGCCAUUUGGCGUCAGCCGGCAGUACGCCAACCAUGCACGAUGAUUUCGAAAUGGGAUCGCCAACGUGGCCACGAACACCAGCUAGUCCUGUUUUCAAUAGCCACAGUGAACCAACUCCGCAUCGAUCAUCAUCGUCAAAGCAAAAAUCGGACAGUCUGUGUAAAUUAUAUGAAAUGGAUGAUAAUCCAGAGCGACGACCCUUCUUAGAUAAAUUGCUUAGUUUUAUGGAAGAGAGACGAACACCGAUCACAGCUUGUCCAACGAUAUCGAAGCAACCAUUAGAUUUGUAUCGUUUAUAUAUAUUAGUUAAAGAGCGCGGCGGCUUUCUUGAUGUUUGUAAGGUUACUAAGAGUAAAAUAUGGAAAGACGUUGCCGGCAUGCUUGGCAUUGGUGCUAGUAGUAGUGCAGCGUAUACAUUAAGAAAACAUUACACAAAGAAUUUGCUCCCAUUUGAAUGCAACUACGAUCGAGGUGGCAUCGAUCCAUUGCCGCUUAUUCAGCAAGUUGAAGCUGGUUCGAAGAAGAAAACGCCAAAACCCGCAUCAGCUCCAUCGCCAGACGCAAACCACAAAGGUUCAUCAAAUUCACAAGACUCAUUUCAAGCUCAAAUUCAGUCACCGCCUGGCUCAAGCUCUGCAUCCAUGGAUAGUUUUAACGCAUAUCCACCGCCACCUCAGCAGCAGCAACAACAGCAGCAACCACAGCAACAAGGGCCACAACAACCGAUGACAGGCCCAAGCGUUCCAGUGCCACCAAACGCCUAUCCACCACAGCCGAACGCAGCCGGUGCAGCAGCAACACCUCAGUACCCCGUCGAACAACAGCCGUACGGUCCGACAACUCAACAGCCACCAUUUCAACAAGGUCCGCAGCAAAAUCAAUUUGCAGCGCCAAACCGAUAUCCACCAUACGGCGAAGCACCCGAUGCCCGAUACAAUCAGCAUCAGCCGCAUCAACCACAUCAACCGCAUCAGCCAAACCAGCCACACCAGCCGCAUCAACCGGUACCACCACCAACAGCCCAACAAAGUGGCGCUCAAGCUCCGCCUGCUUCGCAAACUCCAUCUGGACCAUUGCCUAAUGCACCACCUUCACAGUAUCCACAAGGUCCUCCGCCACAACAGUUUGACUAUCGUCAACAAGAGCCACCGCAAUCAAGACGUCAUCCAGAUUUUACAAAAGAAUCUCAGUAUCCGCCAGCACCAGCUCCAUAUAAUCAACGGCCUCAGCUUUAUUCAAAUUGGCAAGGCAAUGCCAGUCCAUCACAUUUUAAUCGUCAAUUUCCUCAGGCACCGCAGCAAUGGGGCAAUCAACGAUUACCAGGACCACCCGUUAUGGGUGCACCCGUUCAAAGUUCACAAUGGGAACAACAUCGUUACCCACCACAAAAUGCACAGCCACCUUAUCCAGGUAAUCAAGUGCAACCUCCCCAAUGGACUGGUAUGAAUCAAUCGCCAAUAGGCAAUGUUCCGAAUGCCAUUCGGCCACCGCCUGGUCGCGGGCAAAUUCCUGGUAAAAAUAUUCCCCUCAACAUGCCACCGCCACAAUCGGCCAAACCGCAAGUCGCACCAUUUCCUAGUGCAUCGCCUGCCAAACGUGAUAUUGUCUUUCCAAGUGAUAGCGUUGAAGCUGUAACACCGUUGCUGUAUCGACGAAAGCGACUAGCGAAAUCGGAUAUCGGGCAAACGGAUAUGUGGCGGAUAUUCAUGUGUCUUCAGUCUGGCCUAUUGUCGGAGAGUACGUGGGCACUAGAUGUGCUGAACAUUUUGUUAUUCGACGACUCAUCGGUUCAAUGGUUUUCGCUGGCAUAUUUACCGGGACUGCUAAAUAUGUUGCUGGAUCAUUUUCAAAAGAGUCUAACCGAUAUGUUUGACAGUAAUAAGUUCAGCGGUCGACCGGCUAAGCCGCAACUAAAUGUCGAGAACAAAAAACGAUUGUCGAUUAAAGGCAAUGAAGAGAGAGCAAAAGAAGAUGGUGAGAAAGCGGAAGUGGAAGAGGAGGAAGAAGAAGAUGGUUUGCUUAAAGAUAGCAAAGACUGUGUUGAUUUAGGACAAGUUACCAAACAACCAAAUCCAAAUGAUCGAUUAGUUGUGCUUCAUUCGACGACCAAUUAUACGAUGUGCUCACGCAAAGGCAUACCGGUUCGGAUAAAGGAAGCCGAUGACGAUAUCUUUGUGCUGGACUCGAAACGCGAUUGGGAUAUUUAUACCGAUGUCGAGCAUCAAAUAUCCAACACCGGUGCAGUGAAUGACAUUUGGUCGUAUGGUCAUACCGAACCCGAUCCAUAUUCGCACAUUAUCGAUCCAUUCGAAGGAGAGUUCGUAAACAUUCCAUUUGCUAGAUACAUUAAAUCAAGUGAUAGAAAACGUAAAGCUACUACGACCGACGGAUCGAAGAGUGAAUCGAAUACGGCUACAAGCGAUGCACCAAAAUCGGCCAAUGGUGAUAGUAAAAAAUCAACUACUGUAAAUAGUCCAAAUCCUAGUGUAAAAGAAGAGAAGGUCGAAGAGAGUAACGAUGAACCGAAAGUGGUUGAAACGACCGAUGCCGACAAAGCGGUAAAAAUCGAAAAGGCAAACGAUGAUAAUGAGCCGGAGCCAAUGGAAACCGAUGCCAGCGAAACAACAACAACAACGAAAAAGAGUGACGAUACUAGUGUGAAAACUAGUGACAGUGAACCAACCAAAAAAGAGCAAUCGCCUGUGAUGGACAGUGAUUGCCGUGAAGUCGACAUGGAACUGGAUCGAAUUUCGAAUGGGCCGCAGAGCAAUGAAGCGACUGCCAAUGCAAAAGAGAGUGAAAGCCAAAAGUCUGAAAAUACGGAGGAGGCACAACCGCCAUUCGAUGUGAAGAAAACGAUACAAGAUCCGGCCGAAACGUUGAAACGGCGCCGCAUCAGUGAUUUCGAAGAUGAAUGCUAUGCACGCGACGAAGCUUCUCUAUACUUAAUAAGCGAGAGUCAAGACACGGUGGCACGACGCUGUAUAUCGAUAUCGAACAUUCUACGAAAUUUGACAUUCGUUCCCGGCAACGAAACCGUGUUUGCAAACUCCGAAACAUUCCUGGCAAUUCUUGGCCGCAUUUUAUUGCUGCAUCACAAGCAUCCGGUGCGAACGCAAACCAUUCGUAACUAUGAUCGCGAGGAUGAUAACGAUUUUUCCGAUUCGUGCAGCAGUUUGCAGGGUGAAAGUGAAUGGUGGUGGGAUUAUUUGGUGCAGUUGCGUGAAAAUAUGAUGGUUGCCGUCGCCAAUAUUGCCGGUCACAUGCAAUUGGCCAACUACGAUGAACUCAUUGCACGACCAUGCCUCGACGGUUUGUUGCACUGGGCCAUUUGUCCAUCGGCCCAUGGACAGGAUCCAUUCCCAUCGAGCGGCCCGAAUUCGGCUUUGUCACCGCAGCGAUUGGCAUUGGAAGCACUCUGCAAGAUUUGUGUAACCGAUGCAAAUGUUGAUUUAGUGAUUGCAACACCACCAUUCUCACGCCUCGAAAACCUAUGCUCCGUACUGACACGGCAUCUCUGCCGAAAUGAAGAUCAAGUGCUGCGCGAAUUUUCCGUCAAUUUGCUCCAUUAUUUGGCAUCGGCCGAAAGUUCAAUGGCACGAACGGUUGCCCUGCAAAGUCCAUGCAUUUCGUAUUUGGUGGCGUUUAUCGAACAAGCCGAACAAACUGCACUGGGAAUUGCAAAUCAACACGGCAUCAAUUAUCUGCGAGAGAAUCCCGAUUCGAUGGGCACAAGUUUAGAUAUGCUUCGCCGAACGGCUGGUACAUUAUUGCAUUUAGCACGGCAUCCAGACAAUCGGCCGCUAUUUUUGCAGCAAGAACAACGGCUACUCGGUCUUGUGAUGAGUCACAUCUUAGAUCAACAGGUUGCGCUAAUCAUAUCGAGAGUAUUAUUUCAAGUGUCACGCGGCGGUGGUUUGUGUGAAUCACCGGUAAAAAAGGUGAAACAACGACCGAUGCCACACAGCAACGGUAAACUAGCUCUAAAUACUGAAUCGUCUAUUCCAGUGUCAUAAUAGCAAGUGAACGGUUUAACCCGAUCAACCAGUCUGUGUUCCUUCAACAAAUAGAAAUGUUUUGAACGUGUAAUAUAGUUGGAAGGAUUUAGCGGCACGCGCCCAUGUAACAUACGGAGAAACGAAGAAACAACAAAAACACAAACCAUCCGAUCCAGAUCGACUUUCUCUCUAUCUCUCUUCAACUCUCUCAUACACACAAACUGUUUGUAGCGCGCUAUAACGAACCAGUAGACAAAAUAUCGUAGAAUGUGUUAUGUUCACAACCAUUUUUAUUCAACCUUUUCUUCGCAUUAAAUCUAUGCAAGCAAACAGAAAAUUGUGCAUAAAUUAUUUGCUAUGUGACCCACUGAACAGAUAGACAAAAAGAAAACCGUUAACAAGUAAGGAGUUAAUAUAAAUUAGUAAAGAGAAAACUGCAUUGCUAAACACAAAUUAUUAAAAGGAAAAAAAAAACAAAAUAUGAUUAUAAAUUGUAGUCUCUAAGCUAAAAUGCUAUUCGGAUUUGUACUUUAAAACAAAAGAAAAAUUUCCCGUUAGAGAUCUGACAAACAAUAAUACAGACAGGCAGACAGACAAAGAAUGUUACAUUGUACGUAUAUAUUUCAAAUGUUUGCAUAUAAACGAAACACUGGUCAACUUGCAAAAACAAAAAACGCAUACGGGCAGACAUGAUGAUAUUUGGCAAGCAAAUCUUGAAAAAACAAGAAGAAAUUGUAAAAUAAACAUAAGAAAUUUUAGUUGUAAGCUAGUGAAAAAGGAGAAAGAAAAAAAGUACGACAUUCGCGAGAUAAAGACACGAUAUGCAUUCAUUUAGAUCGACGACAAUGAUGACAGCGGCAUUGGAAUCAAACACAAAACCCACAAUUCCAUAACUGUAUAUGUGUGGUGACAUGUAUCGUGUGUUCUAACAAACUACGGGAUUUGUGUUGACGACGCCAACCAUUCGACUCAAUCUAACAAAGGAAAUUUUGAAAGUGAAAAAAAUGAAGAAAUGAAUACAUUCAGUGAAGUGAUCGACUCAUAAAUAAAUAACAAUUGUAAAUAGAAAACAUGUAGAGGAUAAAUUUGUAGCGCUAAACUAACAGAAAAAAAAGAGAAACCAACAGCAA
Sitodiplosis mosellana (orange wheat blossom midge) is the source of this 8652-nucleotide messenger RNA. RefSeq names its product trithorax group protein osa (gene osa). The record is from RefSeq and is a predicted model, not a curated record. The transcript is spliced from 22 exons. Gene Ontology annotation, biological process: positive regulation of DNA-templated transcription; chromatin remodeling; regulation of transcription by RNA polymerase II. Gene Ontology annotation, molecular function: nucleosome binding; DNA binding. Gene Ontology annotation, cellular component: SWI/SNF complex; nBAF complex; nucleoplasm. NCBI's taxonomy places the organism in Eukaryota, Metazoa, Arthropoda, Insecta, Diptera, Cecidomyiidae. Bases 1277 to 7540 code for a protein of 2087 amino acids.